AUGCCGGUUAUCGAUGUAGAGAACCUAACAGACUUGGAUAAGGCUAAAAUGGAAGUAGAUCAGUUGAAAAAAGAGGUGAAACUGGAAAGGGAAAAGGUGUCUAAAUGUUGUGAAGAAGUCAUGGAAUACAUUCAGAGUGGUAUGGAUGAAGAUCCCCUGGUCAAAGGCAUCCCAGAAGAAAAGAAUCCAUUCAAGGAAAAAGGUGGAUGUGUCAUUUGCUAAUGUGGACAGAAUAACUGCCCUAUUCCUUUUACAAUUUAGACUCUG
Molecule: messenger RNA, 267 nt
Organism: Hemibagrus wyckioides
Lineage: Eukaryota; Metazoa; Chordata; Actinopteri; Siluriformes; Bagridae
Gene: gngt1
Product: guanine nucleotide binding protein (G protein), gamma transducing activity polypeptide 1
Exons: 2
Coding region: 1-222 (73 amino acids)
Biological process (GO): G protein-coupled receptor signaling pathway
Cellular component (GO): heterotrimeric G-protein complex
Molecular function (GO): G-protein beta-subunit binding
Source: RefSeq, a predicted model, not a curated record